Molecule: messenger RNA, 966 nt
Organism: Fonsecaea monophora
Lineage: Eukaryota; Fungi; Ascomycota; Eurotiomycetes; Chaetothyriales; Herpotrichiellaceae
Exons: 6
Coding region: 1-966 (321 amino acids)
Source: RefSeq, a predicted model, not a curated record
AUGACUAGGGGCAUCAUUUUCCUCGGAGUACCCCAUAAGGGCACCAGAUUUGCAUAUGUGGCAGCGUGCUUAGCAUGCACUGCGUUCUUCCGUGGGUCAUCAACAGAAUUGCUGGAGUUCAUGUUCCCCGGGACACGAGGUCCCGCGGAGCUCGAAUCUGCCUUCUACGACUAUAUACGCAGGGCCGACAUCCCACCGAGCGUCCAUGAUGUUUGGGAAAAGAGACCUGAAAGAAUGGGAAGAUUUAGCUUUGGAUCGAUAGUGGGACCGAUAGAAACGCAACCACGUCACGGUGACCUCGAAUUUAUGGAUACUGAUCAUAGAGGCCUCAUCAAAUUUCGAUCCCAUGACGACCCGAAUUUUCGAAUCUUGCUGGAUGUUCUGCGGACAAUAAAACAGCAUGCGAUGGAGGAAGUCGGCAAAAUCCCGUCCACCUAUCUUCCAAUUGAUGAACCGGAGGUCGAGGUUGAGUCAAUACUAGACGUAACCUCACUCGGCAUGCCAUUCCUCUAUCCGCCCAUGGGCACGAUCGAGGCUGCUGGUUUCUACGGACUGCAAGACCUGGUCUCUGCGAGGCUAACGAGGUCCACAACGAUGGAACUGGACUUUGCGUCUCGCGUCGUGAACUUUGCCUUCAUUACCAUUAAAUGUGCGUGGAUCACGGGAGCCUAUAUCGCGCAAGCCGUCUGGCUCAACUCCUGGAACUUCAACUGGAAAAUCCCAGGACUGGAAAUUGAUUGCACCGAUGAGGCAUACCGAGGUGCUGUGGUGGCCUACCUCUCCUAUGCGACGCAGUAUGACGCUGCGGCCUAUGGUGGUUUGUAUACUGGAGAAACCAACUACGGCAAGGAAGAGGAUGUUAUCAUGCCCGUCCAUAUUCGACAGGAGAUGGGCCUUGGGGACGACGUUGUCGUGCAGGAACAUCUCGAGAAGCUCAGUAACAGCGUGAAAGAGACGGCGGUCUGA